Molecule: messenger RNA, 174 nt
Organism: Komagataella phaffii GS115
Lineage: Eukaryota; Fungi; Ascomycota; Pichiomycetes; Pichiales; Pichiaceae
Exons: 2
Coding region: 1-174 (57 amino acids)
Cellular component (GO): membrane
Source: RefSeq, a predicted model, not a curated record
AUGGUUGACAGCACAAAGAUCAUCACAGUUAUAAUCGCUGUCUUUCUUCCCUUCUUAGCUGUCUUUAUGGUUAAAGGUGCCGGAAGAGACUUGCUCAUCAACAUUAUUCUCUGUUGUUUCUUCUGGUUCCCAGGUAUUUUGCACGCUCUUUAUGUCGUUUUGACUUCGUCAUAA